AUGCGCUUCAGCCAUACCCGAAGCGCUGCAUCUGAUCAUUUCGUCGAUCUGAUAGAUGCUGUGGCUCUGCCUCUUGACUUGCCCGCUGACCUCGACUCGCUCUGUGGUGGCGAGGUAGCCGGCGAUCAGUUUCACGGCUCUUUCGAAGCCGAAGCCGCUCUUGCUGAUCGCCAUGUCAGCCCUAUUGUCUUCACCGUUGUAUCCGUUUACUACCUCUCCGACCUUGAGUCGGGCCGCGUGGGCAAGGCGGGCUGGUGA
Peronospora matthiolae is the source of this 258-nucleotide messenger RNA. The record is from the annotation of a GenBank genome assembly. NCBI's taxonomy places the organism in Eukaryota, Oomycota, Peronosporomycetes, Peronosporales, Peronosporaceae.